AUGGCUGUUGUGGCAGGCAUCUUGAGCAGACGGUCGGAAACUCUUCUCCAAGAUAUGUAUAAGGACAUUAAGAAAAGCAUAUAUCUCGUGCAGAUUCCGGUGACUGGCAGUGCUACUUAUAAGCAUCUCCCCUUCAUGGCAUACUUUUCAUCCAAUAAGCUAUUUCUCAGAGCAGUCACUCCAACUUUAGGUCUUCAGGAAGAUGUGUCAAGCGAUGCUCGUGCAUCUCACACGCCUUCUCCUUCUUCCUCUCUCGUGUUUACACCUCUGUCCGACAGGGACUUUCUCAUUGAGCUUCACAAUGAUCAGUACUCUCUCGGGAGUAUAGAGAUAGUAGAACUUCUAGGCCUAAACUCAUCAGUCAUUAUUUCUGAGACCAUGUAUAUUCUGGGGACAGAUGGCGUCGAUCUGUGGUUCUUCAAGGUGCCACUUAACCAAUUCUCGGUUGAGGUGAAUGUGUCAGACACUAAAAGCGGAAGCAAGAUCCCUACUGUCUCCACACAGAUGUCUCCUCCAGCAAGGCACCCCAAGAGCGUAACAGUGGAAGGCGUUACGUUUUUGAUGGAUCAGCAUGAUAUUCUUUCCAAACUAUCGCGCCACAAGCUAGACUUUCAGGACUUUUCGCGCAUCCACUGCUUGCAAGCAGGCUACAUGGUCGGGUAUAGCAGGAGGACAAAGAGCGGCGUAAUAAUUGCGCCAAACCUUAAACCGCACAGUGAGACUCAGCACGUGCUCGUGCACUAUAAAAUUAUAAGAGAGCCAGAUAUGAUUUUAGUCGAUCAGCGGAGCAUGAAGAUGGCCAGUGAUCAGUCGCUGAUAAAUGUUAAGCAGAACUCUUUCAUACUAUUUGUUCACAAACGGCUGGCAGCAGUCGAGCUCUUUACUCUCUGUUACAAAGACAAGGUACUACGAUUACGGGUUCACGCAGAAGAAUCAGGAAACUAUAUAGAAAAUGAGUUCUCUUAUCUGUACUCUGUGUAUCCUAUUGGUCUUCUGCUGGAGCAGGACCCGUCCUUUAGGAUUGGCGAGCGAAACUUGAUCGCUUCUGCCUUGGCAAGGAGUAUUCUAGAUGAGGAGAUGUCCAGCAAGAACCAGAAACAGUAUCACUUCUGUGUAAUUUAUGGAAUGAACUUCCUCUCCAUGUGCUCCACGGGAGCUUCUGCUCGAAGUGCAAGCGCCAACGCUACCAACAGCACUUUCAGCACUACUAGCACUACUAGCACCAACAGUACGAUGAUCUCCUCUCUGAAUUUUACCAUUCUUGAAGAAACAACUGCUCCGCCCCACGUCCGAGGGAAGACACCCACUUCUACAGCGCAACCCCCACGCCCGGAAAAAACUUAUCCUUCAGAUAAGCGCAAGGCAGCACCCCCUGGGAGUCAAUCUUCAGAUUGCGUUAGGUCCAACAGCACAUCCGGGUCAGCUACGUCUCCAGGGUCAUUCACGUCCGCAGUCAUUUCAGGGCUCCGCGACGAUAUGGUCAAGACAGACCAUCGAGUUUACAGGCAGAAUAAUGUAUUUCUCUACAAUGGAAAGAAGCUUGUUGGCGCAUAUAACGCACCAUUCAUCCCUAAUGUGCUUGCCAUGAGCAUGUCGUCAGAUUACUUAUUCAUUGGGUCCACUGAGUCAGCUGAAGUUCACAUCUGUGAGCUUGUUCAUAGCAAGACAUUCAAUAAAAUGGCGUUGAAGCUCCGUCAUAAGAUUGUCACCCCCACCCGCGUGGCCGUUGCUGCAAUUGCAAUUACCUCUCUCUGGGUCAUUGUAACCACAGUAGAAGACACCGUCUUUACAUUUUCUUACAAGGACCUUGUCUCGUCCGAUUCAACCAACAUAGUUAUUGCUGGACUAGACAAGCUAUCUGAAAACGACGCUGCCGUGCCUCUGAGUCUUAAGAUGCAGUUCCGACCUGUGGACCUAUUUUGCAAGCAUCAUUACGGAUCCUUUUGCAUGCCAAACCUACCAGCUAAAGACCCAUCCAAUGUGGUUGCAACGCUUACUUCUAACAUAGAAAACAUAGACUCUCGGGUGGAGGAUGCUCCUACCGCUGUAGGCACCCUUGUGGGCAUCUCCGAUGUUAUGUCAUCUGAACUCCCUGUUGUCGAUCUUAGUACAGUAUCACUAAAGAUGAUCAACCACGUAGAUCAAGGACAGGAUCAGAGCAGUGUUGAACAACUGGAACUAGAGGCAAACAAAUUAGCGCCCGAUCUGGCUGGUACUGUUGCUGUCACAGAGAGUCAUCUUGACAACAUGCUCAAGGCGGAGCUGGAGAGCUUACGCACCGAAAUUGCACCAAAGGAUGGUGCGAGCUCGCUAGAUAUAGGCUCUGUAGGUACUACACCAUUUGAUCAUCCGCCUGACCCCUCACUCCAAGUCCGCGAGCCCUAUCCAGACACAUGUACUGCGGAAGCACUUAGUAAUACAACACAUAGGAUAGCGCUGGAUUUGGGCUCAGACUACAAUAAUAACCAAUAUUAUCUUGCCAGUUCUAUUAUAAAUGCUACUGACGGUACCAAGCAAUCUACCCCAUUUCUACUCGAUAAUUCAGAUAUUUCGCCACUUGAGAUUAAGAAUUUAAAGAUUAAUGGCUUCGUUUCUAAAGAGCCAACAGAUAUUGAGUGCAAAGUCCUGGAUAAAAUCAUCAACAACCACAUUCGGUCUUCUGGACGGCCCAGAGAGUUCUACCUUGAAGUUGAGCUGCACAUUCUCGAACGGCUUUUUAAGUACUGCAUCAAUUUCUACGCCGCUUUUCUAAUACUCGAGCUCUGGUGUUACUACAUUACCUCACGAGAUGGUCAUCUGCCAGGGUACUAUCUCACGUCUCAUCCUCUCAAGCAUAGCGAACAUCAAGCAGAACCAGUGUCUUCUAUUCUCUACACAUUUGAGGUUGAUGUUGCCAACAACCACUCCACGAUAUGCAAGAUGUUGGAGGUGUGUAUUCUGCCAAGUCCUGACAAGGCCUUUAUAGAUGAGCUACUGAAGAGCGCGGCUCCUUCUGGGGAGCUCUAUGGAACCAUGCCAGAAAACGUCGACGAUGAAGAGUCAAAUGGACGGCGUUGUGAGAUGAAUAGCGAGGAGUUUAAAUUCUACCAGAUUGGCCUGAUUGCCAGGCUACUAUUAUCAUUGUAUCAAGAAUUUCAAAAGCAGGUAGCCACUGACAUAGUAGACAAAAGUUUUAAUAGCAAGUUCGACCUGAAGCUUCUACGAGAAGUAAUAGAUGAGGCAAGCCAGUUCACAGUUGGAUUUAGACCGUCUCAACGUCUAACAGAACUGCAGGAUAUGCUAGAAGAGCAGCUUUCUAAGGUUCUGGUCUGGACCAGCUCCAUACAAUCAUACUUUCUUCGCACAUCAGUGUUUUCCAAGGGUGAAAGCUUUGAGAGGCAUGCAGAGGUAGCCGAUCUUUCCAACAUCUUACGGGACCUUGUUCCUUCCAAGUAUUUAGACUGGGAUCUGCUGAGCAAGAUAUACUUUCUUGAUUCACGGGUCAAGACUCUUCUAAGUAAUAUGCACGACAUAGCAAACAUGCAAUCGGAAGCCAUACAAAACCUGAUGUUGCAGCUCAAUGAUACGCAACACCAGCACGAACUAGCUUCGCGCUCUCACAGCUCCGUUUUCAGCUCACUAGCAACUAGCCGCUUUAUGGGACACUCUAUGGUGGCAGGAAGCAGGGCCAUCCUGAGCUCUCAGCUGAUGGCAAGCCAACAGAACAACACUGUCUAUCUUCCAACUGGUGCCACUCUGCAAACAGCAAUAGAUCAUCCACUUACGCUCAGCGAUGUGAACCACAGCAUCAAUACAGCCAUAGACAGACCCUUGACUGCAUCUGGGGGAAGGAAGAUUGCAGUGGAUAGAAGAGAACUGAAACGGCUACCAGAGGAGUUUGUCAACGAACUGGAUACAUUUGAAGAUAUCACAUCGAAGAUACCUAUUCUGGAGCCUCACUCCUUUGUCGGAACCACUCUUGUCAGCCCAGAAAAAUUCUCUGGGGCUAGGUCGGAGAGAGAGAAGAUUAUGCACUUGAAGUCGCCUGUUAUGCCAGCAGGGCGAUCGAUUACUGACUCCUUGAUCAUGUCCUUAAAAGGGACGCAGCCAUUCUCUCGUCGUUCAACCAAGUCAGUGCCAGUCUUCUCACAGCCGAAGGACGGCGUUCUGCUCCUGUCCAAUCUUACGCGCUCAGGAAGCGCUCUGGGGCCUAUACAUAAUUACAAUCAGGAAGAUAACGUGGAUGGUUCCGGCAACGAAUUUGUGGCAGCUGCACCUGCAAUGGUUUUAACGGCUAACCUGUCUGCAGAUUCUAUCAAUGAUUCAUGCAUCAAUCCCCCGGUCAGCAUUGAAGAGCGUCUGCGCAAGCUUCUUUUUGAUAGAAAGGUAGACCUGAGCCACAUGACAUAUAGGUCUGGAGGAACCUCGGAGAGUGACGGUGAGCCACCACUUCAAAAGCCAGCUCAGCAAGAUCCUAGCAUACGGACUAGAUCUCUAGUGUCUCUUGGUGGGCGCUCCACACGCAGCUCAGGCUCAUUUGGCUCGGAGUCCUCUAUCUCUCUGGAGGACAUGCUUACAUACUCCCUUGUUGAGAAGAUGAAUGCUCAGGAGAAGAUGAAGCUCAUGGCCACUAUCGCCCACAACUCUGGGACCACCAUAGAAGAUAUCAAUGAGCUCAUCCUGCAGACAAUGAAUGAAAUAGACAUCUACUACGCGUCCAAUCGCUUCUUGGAAGACAUAAGGAAUGCAGCGAACGCAAUAGUCCCCAACUCGGACCUUGCAACCCUUAUCCUUUUGGGAGCAAACCCAGAGCAAUUAACCGCAGAGGAUGCUGUCCACGGAACACUUCAGGACUUAGCAAAGUUUCGAUCGGUCGAGAUGGCAAGGCUUGAGGCCGGAAAGGCGAGUGCAGAAUCGUCGGAGCAAAGAAAGGAGAGAGGUGGGAUGUUCACCCGCAUGAUAUCAGUGAUAAGGGGUGCCUUUGGACGGAGAAGUCGGGCAAUUCUCUCUGUAGAAUCCCAAGGAAAGUCACUCAUUCUGUCCUCUACGCGCCCCCAGGCCAUCCCCACCACGACCUCCGAAAAGACAGACCGGGUCGCUCACACUCUUGGAAUUUCUAGCCUGCGACAGUAG
Giardia duodenalis is the source of this 5112-nucleotide messenger RNA. RefSeq lists its product as uncharacterized. Lineage: Eukaryota; Fornicata; Diplomonadida; Hexamitidae. The record is from RefSeq and is a predicted model, not a curated record. The transcript has a single exon. Bases 1 to 5112 code for a protein of 1703 amino acids.